AUGGCGCUCAAGCCGCCCAAGAGUCUGACGCUGGAUCUAGAGGCGCCCGUCAUGGUGGAGAACACGGAGCCAGAGCUGCCUGUGGGCAAUCUGGACGACCGCGCAGGCUUGUGGAUCACGUACUGCGCCUUCUUUUUCAGUGGGGCUGGAUCCAUCGCCAUGUGGAGCUGCAUCACGCUCUGUCUCGCCUUCUUCGACGAGAAAUACCCGGAAGAUCGUGUUGGCUUCGUCUUUCCCGUUGUUAAUAUGUCAACACUGCUAGUCAUCAGCCUAUAUAUGGUCAUGGCGGGGCGGCAACUGUCUCUAGACGCCAGGAUGCACGGAUCCCUGGCAGCAUACGCCUCCUUCGUGCUGCUUUUCCCUCUGGCCAGCGUGGUUGCCCUACCUCAUGAUGUCGGCUAUCCACUAACGUUGUUGACGCUCAUGGGUUCGACAAUCUCAUCGUCGAUUAUGCAGUCAACCAUGUACGGGCUGGGUGGAGUGUUCGGCCCCAUGUUCAUCCAGGCCAUCGAAGGCGGCAAAGGCUUCGGUGCCAUUCUGCUGUUCGCAGUGAGACUCGCCUUGAAAUGGUAUUUAGAAGGCAAAGACAGUGCCAGACACGAUCUUCAGCAGCAGAAUUACUAUGCUAAACUGUCGAUGGGUGUGUUUUUCGGCGUUGCGCUGAUUGUUGUGAUGUCGACGUGGGUGCUAUACUGGGCUCUGCUGCGUACCAGAUUCGCGCAACCAUUGCUGACCGAGUACGCGCUAGUGCAGCUUGAAACGCCGUUGACGCCUCCGAUGCUGUCGCCCCUGUCAAGUCCCGUUAGCCCGAUGAGACGAUCAAACGCGUUCUUCGCCCGCGAUGGGGUGAACGAACGCAGCCCAUUGUUAGCGAAUAGCAUGGGCGUGCGCAAUGGAGGCACGCUAAACAAUCCGGAAGAUGACGCCGAUGAUGAAGAAGAUGCAUUUGAGAUCGAGGAAGAGCUGGAGGAGCAUGCCGCCGCUGCGACUGUUAUGAAUGUGCUUCACACUGCGCUAAAGCCCUUCUUUUCGCUGUUUUUCUCCUACUUUGUGUGCUUGUCAUGCUUCCCCGGUAUCAUCUCGGCCAUCCCAUCAGUAACGCUGGGCCUGGGCGACUGGUUCCCCAUUGUGCUGGUUGGAUGCUACAAUCUCGGCGACCUGGUAGGGAAGAACCUGCCCAUGUACGCGAUGUACUUUGACGUGUCGACACUUCACCUGCCAUGGCCGUUCCAGCUCUCGUUCCUCCCGCUGUUCAUGGCGGCGCUUGUUCACCCCUUCGAAGACAUAACUAUCAUCGUUGCGGUGCUCUUGCUGGGCUUAACUACGGGAUACGUGGCCACAUCAAGUAUUAUCAUUGCGCCGAGUAUUUGCUCCGAGUACCAAAAAGAAGUCGCCGGAAUGGUGGGUGGACUAAGCUCUAUCAUCGGACUCUGCGCAGGGUCCUAUAAUGGCUUGGCAAUGGAAGCUAUCGUCCAGUUCUGGACAGGAGACAUCCCACAGGAGCAGCCAAUGCUCUAG
This is a messenger RNA of Phytophthora infestans T30-4, 1518 nucleotides long. Its product is annotated as equilibrative Nucleoside Transporter (ENT) family. The record is from RefSeq and is a predicted model, not a curated record. NCBI's taxonomy places the organism in Eukaryota, Oomycota, Peronosporomycetes, Peronosporales, Peronosporaceae. Gene Ontology annotation, biological process: nucleoside transmembrane transport. Gene Ontology annotation, molecular function: nucleoside transmembrane transporter activity. Gene Ontology annotation, cellular component: plasma membrane. The transcript has a single exon. The coding region runs from base 1 to 1518 and encodes 505 amino acids.